Molecule: messenger RNA, 369 nt
Organism: Lachancea meyersii CBS 8951
Lineage: Eukaryota; Fungi; Ascomycota; Saccharomycetes; Saccharomycetales; Saccharomycetaceae
Source: the annotation of a GenBank genome assembly
AUGAACGCUCCAGAUAGAUUUGAACUAUUCCUGCUGCCUGAGGGAGAGGCGAAGUUGAAGGUUGAUCCAGAUACCAAGGCGCCAAACGCAGUGAUUGUAACGUUUGAAAAAGAGGACCACACACUGGCAAACCUGAUACGGGGAGAGCUGUUAGAGGACCAAAAAGUGCUUUUUGCUGCUUACAAGGUGGAGCAUCCGCUUUUUGCACAGUUUAAGAUGAGAAUCCAGACAGUGGAGGGCUACGACCCCAAAGAAGCGCUGAAGAACGCAUGCAACGGGAUAAUCUCGAAACUGGGCCAGUUGCAGUCGAACUUCGAGACAGAAUGGAAUCUGCAGACGCUCGCCUCCGAAGACAACUACGCCAUGUAG